Messenger RNA from Ostrinia furnacalis (Asian corn borer), 976 nucleotides. It is a transcript of the gene Lipt2, whose product is annotated as Lipoyl(octanoyl) transferase 2. Gene Ontology annotation, biological process: protein lipoylation. The record is from RefSeq and is a predicted model, not a curated record. Gene Ontology annotation, molecular function: lipoyl(octanoyl) transferase activity. The coding region runs from base 128 to 844 and encodes 238 amino acids. NCBI's taxonomy places the organism in Eukaryota, Metazoa, Arthropoda, Insecta, Lepidoptera, Crambidae. The transcript is spliced from 3 exons.
AUGUUUUUGUUUUGUUUUCAAAAUUUACAGAAAAAGUGCAAAAAAUCAAAAUAAAAAUACAUACCUACAUGUUACUGAUCAUCUUUUGAAAGAAGUCUUAACUUACUAAAAAUAGAACUAAUUCAAAAUGGUUAAGGUUUGGAAACUAGGACUGAUGAGCUAUGAUACCGCCCAGAAAAUCCAACUGGCUAUAGCUCGAAAACACCUCGAUGGAAUGGUGAAGGGAGUACAAACCAAUUACGAUACUCUUCUACUUGUCGAACACAAGCCAGUCUAUACCGUGGGUAUUAGAGAUGAUACUCCCAAAAAUGAAAUAGUACGCCUCCAAGAACUUGGAGCAGAGUUCAGAAAAACAAACCGGGGUGGGCUGAUCACCUUCCAUGGUCCCGGCCAGCUUGUAGCGUACCCUGUCAUAAACUUGAAGCACUUCAAAACUAGUGUCAAGUGGUACGUCAAUAGUUUGGAAGAAACGGUCAUUGGGAUGUGUGGUGAUUUAGGUAUCAAAGCUAAAAGGUCACCACACACUGGCGUGUGGGUAGAUGAUAACAAAAUAGCUGCCAUCGGGAUCCAUGCCUCCAGGUAUGUCACAACACAUGGCAUAUCUCUAAACUGUGAUAAUGAUCUCAGCUGGUUUGACCACAUUGAUCCUUGUGGUAUAGAAGAUAAAGGUGUUACCUCUCUCACUAAAGAAACUGGUGUUUUAUGCUCUAUUGACAAAAUGACUCCAUUGUUUUUACGUAACUUUGAAAAAGUAUUUGAUUGUCAAUCUGAUGAACUAGAUACAAAGAUCAAAGAAGAGAUACUCAACACUGUUUAUAGCAAAUUAUUGGUAUCAAAUGCUUGAUAUGAAAAUUGUAGUUUUAAAAUUUAAAUAAUUUAUUAAUUUUUGAUCUGUGAAUUUUAAUAGUUAACUAUUUGUUACUGUUUAUUGAAAUUAGAAUGUGUUAUGAAAUAAAAACAAAAUUAAUUUGUACAA